This is a messenger RNA of Zingiber officinale, 2759 nucleotides long. Its product is annotated as ubiquitin carboxyl-terminal hydrolase 14-like. The record is from RefSeq and is a predicted model, not a curated record. NCBI's taxonomy places the organism in Eukaryota, Viridiplantae, Streptophyta, Magnoliopsida, Zingiberales, Zingiberaceae. The coding region runs from base 171 to 2552 and encodes 793 amino acids. Gene Ontology annotation, molecular function: cysteine-type deubiquitinase activity; zinc ion binding; protein binding. The transcript has 19 exons. Gene Ontology annotation, biological process: protein deubiquitination.
CUUCAAAAGCCCCUCAUUUGCCCACCGCAGAAGCCCUCGCCGCAAGGAAAGAACCCAAACAGGCACUCUUCGACUCUCUCGGGAUCUCCUCCUUGUCUUCCUCCGCUCCUUGAAACCCUAAUCCUGUCUUCCUCCGCUCCUUGAAACCCUAAUCCUCGAUUCCGAUUCCAAUGGAGCUUCUCCGCUCCCACCUCUCCAGAGUUCGCAUCCCGGAGCCCACCAACCGCAUCUACAAGAACGAGUGCUGCGUCUCCUUCGACACACCGAGAUCGGAAGGGGGUCUCUACGUUGAUAUGAGUUCGUUUCUUGCGUUUGGGAAGGAGUACGUUGGCUGGAACUACGAAAAGACAGGGAACCCAGUUUACCUUCACAUACAGCAGCGACCGAAGCCUGUGCCUGAGGACCGGCCUCUAAAGAAACCAACUCUGCUUGCGAUCGGUGUGGAGGGAGGAUUUGAUUAUCAGGAAAUUGAAUAUGAAGAAACUCACAAUAUUGUAAUAUUGCCUGAAUAUGUGUCUCUACCAUUUCCUUCUGUUGAGUUGCCAGAGAAAAUUAGGCUAGCAGUUGAUGCAGUUUUGUUGGCUGAAGGUGCUGAACGCAAAGAACAGUUAGCAGCUUGGACUGCGGAGAAGAAGAAAGUUAGUACUUAUGCAUUAGGUCUGCAACAGAUUAAUAAUGGUGUUGUUGUGCCUCCAUCUGGAUGGAAAUGUUGCAAAUGCAAUAAAUCUGAUAAUCUGUGGCUGAAUUUAACUGAUGGAAUGAUACUUUGUGGUCGGAGAAAUUGGGAUGGAAGUGGUGGCAAUAAUCAUGCCAUCGAACACUACAAGGAAACAAAUUUUCCUCUAGCUGUGAAACUUGGUACCAUAACUGCAGACUUAGAAAGUGCAGACGUUUUCUCAUACCCCGAGGAUGAUACCAUUGAGGAUCCUUUAUUAGCUCAACACCUGGCUUUUUUUGGUAUCGAUUUCUCAUCAUUGCAAAAGACUGAAAUGACUACUGCUGAAAGGGAACUUGACCAAAACACAAAUUUUGACUGGAAUCGUAUCCAGGAAAGUGGGCAGGAGGUGGAGCUCUUAUUUGGACCAGGCUAUACUGGUCUUCUUAACCUUGGGAAUAGUUGUUAUAUGGCAUCAACAAUUCAAGUGGUGUUUACAACUCAUGCUUUCAAUGCUAGAUAUCACAAAAACCAAAGUCUGAAGAAGGCUUUUGCUAUGGCUCCCUCUGAUCCAACACUGGACUUGAAUAUGCAGCUGGCUAAACUAGCACAUGGGUUGCUUUCUGGCAAAUAUUCUUUGCCAGUUCAACAGAAGCAAGAAGGCGUCCCUCCUCGUAUGUUCAAAAUGGUUAUUGCUGCUAGUCAUCCUGAGUUUUCAAGUAUGAGACAACAGGAUGCACUCGAGUUUUUUCUGCAUUUUCUUGACCAAGUUGAACGUGCCAAUACUGGAAAUCCUGCAUUGGAUCCUUCAAGGAGUUUCAAGUUUGUAAUUGAAGAGAGACUUCAGUGCCCCUCUGGAAAAGUUGCUUAUAACAAAAGAUCAGAUUAUAUUCUUUCUUUAAAUAUACCGCUACAUGAGGCUACUAACAAAGAACAGCUUGAAGCCUUCAAUAAGACCAAAGCAGAAAAAAAGGCAGAAGGGAAGGACCUAGAUAGUGGUGAAAUUGUAAGGCCAAGAGUCCCGUUGGAAGCAUGCCUUGCUAGUUUUUCAUCUACUGAAGAGAUUCAUGACUUUUAUAGUUCAGCAUUAAACACCAAGACAACUGCAAUCAAGACUGCUGGUUUGGCUACUUUUCCUGAUUACCUGGUUUUGCACAUGAGGAAGUUUGUGAUGGAAGAAGGAUGGGUGCCAAAGAAACUAGAUGUUUAUAUUGAUGUACCUGAUGUAAUCGAUAUCACAUAUAUGCGCAGCAAAGGUUUGCAGCCGGGAGAAGAAUUACUGCCAGAAACAGGUCCCACUGGGGAAGUUGAAUCCACCCAACUAGUUGCUAGCGAGGACAUAGUUUCCAAACUUGCUGCUAUGGGCUUCAAUUACCUCCAUUGUCAAAAGGCUGUCAUAAACACUGCUAAUGCUGGAGUUGAGGAAGCAAUGACGUGGUUACUUUCUCACAUGGAUGAUCCAGAUAUAGAUGAGCCUAUUUCACAUAACUCUCAUGCAAUGGAACUUCAAUCUGUUGAUGAGACAAGUGUUGAAACUUUAAUUUCAUUUGGCUUCCAUGAAGAGGUUGCUAGAAUGGCAUUAAAGGCAUCUGGAGGGAACAUAGAGAAAGCUACAGAUUGGAUAUUUAGUCACCCUGAAGCUUCAAGCUCAAUGGAUACAGAUGCAACCUCAAACGGCGUGCAGGAUAGUGAUCCUGGAGUACCAGAUGGAAGUGGAAGAUACAAGCUCAUGGCAUUUAUUAGUCACAUGGGCCCUUCCACCCACUGUGGCCAUUAUGUGGCUCAUGUACAUAAAGAUGGUAAAUGGGUAAUAUUCAACGACAGCAAAGUUGGAGCCUCUGUGGAUCCACCAAAAGACAUGGGAUACUUGUACUUCUACGAGAGAAUAGUUGACUAAAGUUAAUCGUUUUACAACGAUAAAACUAAUAUUUAUUGGCAAUUGUAGGAUUCUUAUCAAGCAACUUCUGUUAAGGCAAUGCUUUUGCAUGAUUAUUUCGUUGAAAUCCUAUUGUUGCCUUAGUUCAUUAUGUUCAUGGUUUAAAUGGAAAAAAUACUGGUUAACUUUUUGCGCUUAUGAUCAAUGUUAGUUAAUCUUUGAUGAUAA